Molecule: messenger RNA, 1679 nt
Organism: Paramecium octaurelia
Lineage: Eukaryota; Ciliophora; Oligohymenophorea; Peniculida; Parameciidae
Source: the annotation of a GenBank genome assembly
AUGAAUUAAAUCUUGUACAUUCUGCAAUUACCUAAAAUCAGAAAACAAUAUCAAAUGAACAAGAUGAAGAAGUCCCCUAAGAGAUAAUGGAGAAUCAAUACUACAUAGCACAUAGUAUAUGAAUAACUAAAUAAACUUGAAUUACUGACAGAUACACACAUCAAAUAUUGUACUAAGAGACUAUUGAAUAGUGGCUACUCUAUUUUUUAUUUAGAUGUUGGUUAACUUUGGUGCAUAUAUUGGCCACUCAAUGCUUUAAGUAUCUUAUAGGAUGAUGUAUCGAAAUACGAAAAUCAAAUUAUUCAAUAUUUAGAAACAUUUAAAAUUGGAGGCUUUACAGGAGGUCCUAUAUAACUUGAGCAUUUAGCACCUACGUUCUCAUCCUUACUCUGUAACAACUAAUUCAAUUUUAGCGUUGUUCAUUCUCUCAACUCCAGCAGCUUUAGAAUUAAUUGAUAGGUAGGGAUUGAAAGAGUUCUUUUGGUCUGUUCAAGAUCAAGCUGAAAAAGGAUCCUAUCUUAUGCAUAUUAAUGGAGAAGCAGAUAUAAGGGCUGUUUACAUUGUUGUGAUAAUGGUGUUCAUUCUUAAAUUAGAGUAUCUAACUCACUUAUAAUCCUAGUCCCAAGUUACUAGAAGGUUGCGCUGAGUAUAUUGCUUCAUGUCAAACAUAUGAAGGAGGGAUUGAUUUUUGUUAAAUAAAUAACUUAAUAAUAUUAUCAAUAUCACUCUUCGAUACUUAACAUAUUUUUUUAAUCAAAAAAAAUCAUAGAUUUAAACAGUAAAUAUGCUUACAUAUCCAUUAAAAUAACAUAUAUUUUAUUUAUCAAUAAAUUAAAAUAAAUCCUAAAUAUAUGUUAAACAAACUUCAAUAAGAAUUAGAUGAGUUGAACAAAAAAUAAAAACAAACACAAACCCGCAUAAAUAAAUUGUUUUAUUCAGUCGAAGACGUUUAUAUAAGACAACAUAGCAUCAAUCACCCUAUUUUACCAAAUCCAAAUUUAAUCUGCAAAAUAAGACCUGAAAUAAUUAAUUAAAUUUUCGACUUUUUGGAUUACUCUUCAUUCUUGUAAUUCCGAUUAGUUAGCUAGAAUACAAAUAAUUAAAUAUUAUACCUUCUAUCUUUAAAAUUACAUAAAAAAGAGUAAUUAUUACAAAACAAUUAAAUUGAAUAGAAAGAAAUAAUAUCAAGUCAUCCAGAAUUAAAUUAGGAAUUAGAAUCCUUAUGCGUUGAAUUUAAUAAAUCUUUAGAGGAUAUUAAGAAAAUCAGGAGAUAAGAUAUUUGUGAAUUGGCCAGCUUUCGCAUUCCUCCAGCAAUUUUGGAAAAAGUUUUAAAAUAUCUAACAAUAUUAUUAACUGAGAACUAUGUUGAACAAUAAUAUAAUUGGCAUUUAAGCAUGAGACUUAUAACUAAUUGUAAUUUUCUUAAUUAAUUACUAAACUUUGAUAUACUGUUAGUGCCUGAUGAUAAAUUGAAGCUUAUUCAAGAUAUUAUUACUUUGGAGGAAAAAAUGGUUUAUUCAUCUUCAUUAUUUUCAUACUAUAUCUAUAAAUAUAUCCGCACAAUUGUGAUUUUAAGAUAGUAACCAUAGUACAAAUUGAUUUUCUAAGUAUCCUAAAUGAGAUUAGAGGAAACUAAAUUAAAACAAUCUAUUGAAAAACUAUAAAAAAUUAUUAAAUGA